GGCAGCGGGAGCGACAGGAUCGGCACCGGGAUCGGCACCGGGAGAGGCACCGGGAACGACGCCGGGAUCGGCCCCACGAUGGGCGGGUGGCGGGACAUGUCCGCGGAGGCGCUGGAGGACCAUUACUCCCCCAGUCGCUGGUCCCCCCGCCUGGACCGGGACACCAUCAUCGACGCCCACCUCGCGGUGACGGCGGCAGGAACCGAACGGGCCCGGGCCAGCGCGCAGACCUUGCUGCACGUGCCCUAUGGCACCGGGGACGGGGAGAAGCUGGACAUCUAUUUUCCCACGGACCCUUCUGAAACCUUCCCGGUUCUGGUCUACAUCCACGGCGGAUACUGGCAGUGCUUGAGUAAGGACGAUUCGGGGUUUGCAGCCCCCCCGCUGGUGUCGCAGGGGGUGGCAGUGGUGGCGGUGGGGUACGACAUAGCCCCUAAAGGCCACAUGGACACCAUGGUGCUGCAGGUGCGCCGCAGCCUCGCCUUCCUGGCGGAGCGGUACCCCAGGAGCAGAGGCAUUUACCUGUGCGGACACUCGGCAGGGGCCCACCUGGCAGCCAUGGUGCUGUCCACAGACUGGACGGAAUUCCAAGCGGUGCCAGAUAUCAAAGGAGCGGUGCUGGUGAGCGGCCUGUAUGACCUGGAGCCCAUCCUGCACACCUACGUGAACGAUGCUCUGAACAUGAGCCGGGAGGUGGCCCAGAGGAACAGCCCCAUGAGACUUGUCACCCCGGCAGCGCCAGCAGCCUGUGAGGUGCUCGUGGCUGUGGCCCAGCAUGACUCCCCGGAGUUUCGCAGGCAGUCACAGGAGUACAGCCAGGCCCUGCGUGCAGCUGGCUGGUCUGUCUCUCUGCUGGAUCUGGCUGCUGUGGAUCACUUUGACAUCAUUGAGAGACUGUCAGAGGACAGCUAUGUCCUCACUCAGGUAGGCAGGAGGGCUGUGCCAAGGCGGAUCAGGUGGGCUGCCACCUCCCUGCGGGGAGGGUCAGGGGCUUUUCCCAGGCUUUGGUUCCUCAUCCCAGGUGAUUCUGAACAUGAUUUCAAGAGCAUGAUGGCACCUCAGGAGUAAACAGAUGGAGAGGGUGGCCCUGUGUGGUGGCGAGGGGCAUCUGGUGUCCCUGUGCCUGCUGCCUCCUCGGUCUAACACAGCCUAGGCUGGUGCCCCUUCCCUGCGGUGCUCCUGCCCGCUGGAGCGCAGGGGACUGAGGGCUGCAAGGCUCUGUCUGGACAGCUGAAUCAUGAAGUUUGUUCCCUCAGUGACCUUUAAACUGCACAUUGGCAAUACAGAAUAAAAUGGGAAUUACUGCUGCCUGGGGUGACGCUUCCCAGGGAGUCAGUGAGUGCA
Vidua chalybeata is the source of this 1344-nucleotide messenger RNA. RefSeq names its product arylformamidase (gene AFMID). Lineage: Eukaryota; Metazoa; Chordata; Aves; Passeriformes; Viduidae. The coding region runs from base 79 to 1068 and encodes 329 amino acids. The transcript is spliced from 10 exons. The record is from RefSeq and is a predicted model, not a curated record. Gene Ontology annotation, molecular function: arylformamidase activity.